AUGAUCAGUAUUAAACACAACCUACUAAAGCAUCUUAAAUCCCUUGCCAACCCAAUUAAAGUGGCAGUGAGAACUUCUCAAUACUCCCUUAUUUAAAGAUAGACAUUCAAUUUUUCAAGCUACUCUGAAUAAAGUGGAGGAAGUCGUGGGGGUUAUAGCUAGAGCUCUAGACCAUAGACUAAUCAAAGACAAGGUGACUUCAAGCCGAAGAAAAAUGUCUUGACUACUUUCACUCUUGAGAACAUAUAAGAUAAGGUCACUCUUGCAGAUUUACAUGAAAACAGUAGGUAAAAACUUAUUGAUGCUGGAAUCUAGGAGCUAAUGCCAGUCCAACAAGCUACUUACAAUCUAUUUAUCAAUAAUAAUGAAAUAAUAGUCAAGUCGAGAACAGGUACUGGAAAGACACUUUCCUUCUUAUUACCACUAGAGGAGUUAAUUAGACGUAAAAAGGAAGAGCCAUCGUCAAGAGGAGCUAUUCAUGCUAUUAUUUUAGAACCAACUAGAGAAUUAGCUUCAUAAGUAUAGACAUAAGUAGAGAAAUUUACUCGUCUCAAGUCAGUUCUUGUAUAUGGAGGAGGAGAUAGAAGAGAGUACUAAAUGAAUUAAAUCAACAGGACAAAGCCAGAUAUUCUUGUCUGCACUCCAGGAAGAUUGAUUGACUUAUUGCAAAAUUCUGGCCUUCAAUUAUCUGAGGCCUAGUACUAAAUUCUUGAUGAGGGAGAUAAAAUGCUUGAUAUGGGUUUUGAGGAGGACAUUAUUGAAAUUUAAAAGUACUUACCUUAGACUGCAAGAAGCAUGAUUUUCUCAGCCACUGUUCCAGCUUUCAUUUAGGAACUAGCCAAAAAGAAAUUUGAUAACCCAAUACUCCUAGAUUUAGUAGGAAAUGAUACAAAUCAAGUUCCAGAGAGAAUUCAAAAUAUCGGUAUUAUGAUUAGUGACUAGAAAUAAAGAGCAAAACACAUUCAAAGAUUUAUAGAGGAGAAUAGAGAUAAAAAGAUUAUCAUCUUCACUGAGACUAAAUAAGAAGCCAGAGACUUUGAAAAAGAAACAUAUGCAAAUUUUCUUACUCUUCAUGGAGAUCUUGAGCAAUCUUAGAGAGAGAGUAGACUUAAUCAAUAUCGUGAAAAGAGUUCCAAGAAAAUUUUAGUAGCAACUGAUGUAGCUUCUAGAGGAUUAGAUAUUGAUGAUAUUGAUGUCGUUAUCUAGCUAGGUUGCAGACAUGUUGAUUCAUUCGUACAUAGAUCUGGCAGGACAGGUCGUGUAGGAAAGAAAGGCACUAAUAUAAUCUUCUUUGAGAAGGAUGAGUUCAAAUUCAUCUUGAAUCUAGAAGACGAACUUAAUAUAAAAAUUGAAAUAUCAUCAAACCUUAAUAACACCAACAAAUAAGAAAUCCUAAAUGGAGUUGUGAAUGAUUUUAAGCAUAAAGCUCUCAGAAAGAAGAAGUUUGACUAACUCGAUGUAAUUAAUUAGAUGAAACAAGACAGCUAUCAUAGCGAGACUGAGGAGAAUAAAGAAAAAGUAUUAAAUUUCUUGUUCCAUAACUACUUGUUGAGUCAUUCAGCCUUGCCAACACAACUUUCAUUUUUACAAUCAGAUUCUAAUCUUCAAACUUAUUAUGCUAGAUUAGAAGGAGCAAAAUCUAAAGAGAGUAGACAGCUUUCAAGCAAUCUUAGAAAUUACUUGGAUGAAAAUAGAAUUAGAUAUAUUUUUGACAUAAAGGGUGAGACAACUCAUUUUAUGAUUGAUGCAUCUACUUUAUAAGAAUCUGAUAUUCAAGAGAUAAUAGGAUAAGCCACAGAUAUUGAAACUGAGUUCAGAGAAGUACAUGUUCUUGGAGAAAUAGAGAAAGGUUUGAUAUAAAAGAAGCUAUUGAAUAACAGCAAUAGUUCUAGAGGAGGUAAUGAUUAUGGGAAUCAAAGAAGUGGCGGUGGAUACACUAAUUAUGGAUAUGCUUAAAAUAGAAGUCAGAGUUAUAGUAGAGAUGGAGGAAACAGAGGAGGAUACGAUUCAAACAGAUCAUCAAAUAGAUCUUUCAUUAAUAAUAGAAGUGGUUCAGGUAAUAAAGGUGGUUCAGGAUUUGGUGAUAUAAGAGGAGGUAACAACAGAUCAAAAGAUGAUGAAAUAGCUUUUUGA
Stylonychia lemnae is the source of this 2133-nucleotide messenger RNA. NCBI's taxonomy places the organism in Eukaryota, Ciliophora, Spirotrichea, Sporadotrichida, Oxytrichidae. The record is from the annotation of a GenBank genome assembly.